AUGACUGAAUUUCAGACUACUGCUGGGUCUAAACCAGGUCCCGCCUUACUUGCCUGUCUCCAGUGCCGUCACAAACACCUCAAAUGCGAUGGCAGGACUCCUGUCUGCAGUCGCUGUGAACAGUCCCGAUCCCCUUGUGAAUAUACUAAGUCUCGGAGAGGGUACAAGGGCCCGUCGAAAAAGCGUCGCGCUCACUCGCCAGAAUAUUUGCCCAUGGAUCCUCACGCGGUAGGCAUGCUCGAUGUCCCCGUGGAUUGGAGCUUGCAGGCUGGUUUCACUUAUUCGUCAGCCGUACCACUGCCAUCAUCCGCAUCGACUAGUCCCGGACUGCAAGGUUUCUCGACGCCAAUUGUUCCAUCUGCUCGCCCAAUGAGCGGCCCGUUGACCCCAGAUUCUUCCUCUGCUAUCGGCGGAGAUGGCUACCUGCUCGAUAUCUACUAUAACUAUUUCCACGCCGCUCACCCAAUCCUGCCACCCCACCGGCUGAUAUAUCGAACCUUGCUCCCCGCAUACUUGGAGCAGGUGAUGAAGUUCAUCGGUGCCCACUUCACCCCGGCUGCCUCAAGUGACACGUACCGGCCUACAGUUGUUGCAAUGGUCCUAGAACAGAAUUUAUCGGUGGAAAAGGUGCAAGCGCUGCUUCUGCUGGCGAUUGUCCUUCAUUCAGACAAUGAGCGUGGUGAGGCCGGAGUUUGUCUAGCCGCUGCAGUAGAUUCAGCCUUUGAGCUUGGCAUGCAUCAAGGGACGUUUGCAAUCCUUAUGAGCAAUGGCGAUCCAAUUCGCGCAGAGUCUCUGCGGCGCACCUGGUGGGAGCUUUUCGUAAUCGAGGGACUCAUGACCGCCCUUGGUGUGCAGCGCGAGUACCGAUGCAAUGCAGUGCCGCUCGAGGUCCCACUUCCAUGUGAGGAGCGGAUUUAUCAGGAUGCCUUACCACCGCCACAACCCCCAACCAUUGCACAAUUCGACGGGCGUGUGUUUGCAGACGAAGAGCGUGACUUCUCCUCAUACUGCUAUCGUAUUGAAGCCAUACGCAUUCUCGGUCGUGUGGUAGCAAUGCAGGAUAUGACCGAAGGACAGCAGGAUCAGGUGGAAGCCCUUGAUGCGCGAAUUGGUAGUUGGGGCCACCACUUGCCAGAAUCCAAGGAAGAGCUCUUGCGUCCCGACGGGAGUGUGGAUGAGAUCAUGUUCCAGGCGACCAUGAUGCUGAACGGCGCAGCCAUUUACCUUAACUUCCCGCGGUCCGAUCUUCUUUCAUCUCCGGCCGUUGCCGCAGAAGUCAUCUGUGGCCACCAUGGUCCGAUCAGUGUACCUGCAUUCUCCCACAACGAGCAUGCUAUGAAGGCUGCCAAAGCCGCCCGAGAGCUGUCUCGCCUGGCUGCCUUCCGUCUGCCCGUUAUCAAGCAUACCCCAUUUUUCAUCUGUGCGCUCACUCUGAGCUCCAUUGUCCAACUGGCCACCUGCUCGGUCAAAGCCGGUCAAAUGCCAGACCCUAGCCGCGACCGUUUGGCGUUGACGAUCGGCGUCUUCAAGUCGUUGGCUCGCACCUGGGCCAUUUCCCAGUCAAUCAUGCGGCAGAUCAAAGCAGUUGCACGGGAUGUGAUGGACCUGGGACUGCGUCCGACGAUGGACUCGCUGGAUCUAACUACGGUGUUAGAUAACAGUCAGUUCUGGGUGGAUCAGAGCCCAAGCUGA
Molecule: messenger RNA, 1692 nt
Organism: Penicillium vulpinum
Lineage: Eukaryota; Fungi; Ascomycota; Eurotiomycetes; Eurotiales; Aspergillaceae
Product: Zn(II)2Cys6 transcription factor
Exons: 1
Coding region: 1-1692 (563 amino acids)
Biological process (GO): DNA-templated transcription; regulation of DNA-templated transcription
Molecular function (GO): DNA binding; zinc ion binding; DNA-binding transcription factor activity, RNA polymerase II-specific
Source: RefSeq, a predicted model, not a curated record